Fusarium odoratissimum NRRL 54006 is the source of this 1077-nucleotide messenger RNA. RefSeq lists its product as uncharacterized. The coding region runs from base 140 to 970 and encodes 276 amino acids. Lineage: Eukaryota; Fungi; Ascomycota; Sordariomycetes; Hypocreales; Nectriaceae. The transcript has a single exon. The record is from RefSeq and is a predicted model, not a curated record. Gene Ontology annotation, molecular function: gamma-glutamylcyclotransferase activity.
GUCGAUUGUCAGGCUCCAACUGCCAACCCAGAGAUCCUUCGCUGCAGCUCGCAUAGAACUCCAGACCUCUAGAGCCUCACUCUUUCAAUCAUUGGGUAUCAGCCCUCAGUACAACUCGACCGGGGUAUAGCGUUUUUACAUGCACAUUCACGCCAUGUCGGACUUGCCGGCGCAACUCUACUUCGCCUAUGGUAGUAACCUUUGGCUGCAGCAAAUGGCCAGCCGUUGCCCAGAAAGUUACUACGUUGGCAGGGCGGUUCUGUUGGAUCAUCGAUGGCAGAUCAACAGUCGAGGCUUCGCGAAUGUGAUUCCUUGCAGCGGAUACAACGUGCACGGACUGGUCUACCAAGUAAGCGUCGACGAUGAAGCUCGCCUCGACAGAAACGAAGGCGUCCAUUCCGGCGCUUACACCAAGUCAUAUCAUAGUGUCGUGUUACAUGAAGCUGUUGAAGACCUCCAGCUUCCAACACGAUACCUUGUCCAAGAUGGUGGGCUAGAUAAGGCUGUCAACGCAGUGCGGUCAGGAUCGCGAUCCCAUGAGCCCGAGCGGCAAGGCAGAAUCAGAAGCAACGUCCUGGUUUAUCUCAGCAGUCGCUACUCGCAGUGGGGUACCGCACGGGAUGAAUACGUUGACCGCAUGAACUGUGGCAUAAGGGAUGCUGUCACUUUGGGUAUCCCAAGUGACUUCUUCGAGAACACGGUUCGACCGUCCAUUCCAUUGAGGUCAACCUCAAGACGAUCUCAACGCGAGGAUCAGACGAGAAGGGCGACGCGUCAAAAUGGUCAUCGCAGAGCCAGUUCAGACCCAGAGGAUCCUCGUCGAAGAAGGCGUCGGAGCUCAUCUCCGCAGCGCAGAGCAUGGGGGACUGCAUUCCAGCGCCACGCCUCAACCUUGGGGCGAGGUGUGCGCACUUCCCAGAGAGUUUCAAGGCCAUUUUCGCAAUCAACAUCCUGGACAUGGGGGUGGUGAUUGAGCUGUCUCAUGCCCGGCCCAUUGUUUGUGCAUAUUCACUUCAGCCCACCCGAGCCUUUUUAUUUAGUAUGCAUGUAUAUUCCAAUAAUAGAUCGUUUUCAACC